Molecule: messenger RNA, 1426 nt
Organism: Beta vulgaris subsp. vulgaris (sugar beet)
Lineage: Eukaryota; Viridiplantae; Streptophyta; Magnoliopsida; Caryophyllales; Amaranthaceae
Exons: 1
Coding region: 152-754 (200 amino acids)
Source: RefSeq, a predicted model, not a curated record
GGUAUAGUAUUAUUUAUCCAAAAAAGAAACCAUUUUUUUCAGUUUAUUAUUGAUUGUGAUUUUUCUUAGGAGCUUAAAUUUACCAAUUUUAGCACUCAAUUAAGUUAAUUUUUACUGUAAUUGAGGUGAUUUUAGUUCCCAUUGAAGAUAUAUGAAGAUAGGGAAAGUAUUCAAUCAGUUAAUUUUGAUCAUGCUAAUGCUUGUAUCAUUAUGUUGUAUGAUUGUUGUGAUUAUGUCAAUGUUUACGUUACCUGAUUUAUCAACUGGGAAAAUUGUUGAAUCCUCAAAAAUGGAGGGAAGAUAUUCAAAGGGUGAAAAAUUGGGUAAAUUUGGGGAAAUGAUGAUUGAGAUGUUACCUAAUGAUCUUGCAUUUACUGUAUUUGUGCCCUCUGAAAAGGCCUUUGAACGUGAUUUGAGAUUAAGGGCAAAUCAAAGUUUUUCAAGGGAAGAGUGGGAUAAUGUGUAUGCAACUGUUUCUCAUGUACUAGGUUUUUCGGCGAUUCCUCGAAAGAUUUAUGCAGGUUUACUUCCUCGUGGGAAAGAUUUAUCUUAUGAUUCAGUAUCUGGGUUUACAUUGUAUAUUUCUAAGGGUUUUGAUGGUGUUUUGGUUGUUAAUAGGGUUAGGGCGGAACGAAUUGAUAUUAAGAAAGGUAAGGUGGUGGUGCAUAUAAUGGAUGGGGUUAUAAUGGAUGCUGAGUUUGAGCAAUCAGUUCUUCCUAAUGAUGAUGGAGAUCAAAUGACUAUGGAUAUUUAGUUUUGAGAUGAUUAUUGAUUUGGUUUUACCAAUGUAAUGGUUGAUUUUGUUUUUUAGGGUUUUAAAGGGUAUCGAGAUUAUUGGUUGAGGAUACAUCAUACAUGACAUUUGAAGUCUAUAGAGUUAGAGUGAGGCUAAAUGAAGAAACAAUUCAUCGAUAAACCAGUAAGAGGGGGGCGAUUUGGUAGAUCCACUGGGUUUGGGCCCUAAUCCCCUAUACCGAUCUCUCUGUCUUGUUUAGCGAUGAAGAUGUUCUCCAUUUAGUUGUUAUUUUUUAUUUUGAUUCUCGUGUACUUUACAUUACAGAGUUAGUUUAAUGGAAGGAUAAUUGUUAUAGGAUUGUUGAAGAUGGUGAAAUUGGUUGCAUUAGAUAAUUUGGGAGUAGAUGUAUGAUUUUCAGAAGAGUUUUGCUUCACAAUUUGGCUGGGUUGUAGCCUAUACACUCAUAAAAUCGUUUGCAAGUUUUGGAGCCAAUCUGCGGUAGUAGUUCAGCCUAGAGUGGAGAUGAAGAACCCUAAUUCAAGCUCAAACAAAGCAAUGCAUAGGCUUACUAGUUUGUUGUAUGUAACAUUGUACGUAGAAGGCAGAAAAACAGUUGUAAUCUUAGGAACAAAUACAGCAAUUUUGACUGAUACGCCGGAAUACAAAAGCAUUUGAUAUUCAUAUCUUCAA